Theileria equi strain WA is the source of this 309-nucleotide messenger RNA. RefSeq names its product cold shock protein, putative. Lineage: Eukaryota; Apicomplexa; Aconoidasida; Piroplasmida; Theileriidae. The coding region runs from base 1 to 309 and encodes 102 amino acids. The transcript has a single exon. Gene Ontology annotation, molecular function: nucleic acid binding. The record is from RefSeq and is a predicted model, not a curated record.
AUGCCGAGGACAGCUGGUAAAUGCAAAUGGUUCGACCCUAAAAAGGGCUACGGGUUCAUCACCCUGGACAAUGGCGAGGACGUUUUUGUCCACCAGAGCGAAAUCCAUGCCAACGGCUUCAGGUCACUGAGAGAGGAGGAACGCGUCGAGCUGGACGUUGUCUUGGAGAACAACAAGAAGAAGGCGAUCAGAGUCACUGGACCUCGUGGCGACUAUGUCCGAGGAGCCGAAAGUGACGGAAGAUUUCACAACUAUGACGGAGGUUAUAGACAAGAAUUCCGGGACUUUGAACGUGGCAGAAGGUACUAG